Messenger RNA from Phialemonium atrogriseum, 1020 nucleotides. RefSeq lists its product as uncharacterized. NCBI's taxonomy places the organism in Eukaryota, Fungi, Ascomycota, Sordariomycetes, Cephalothecales, Cephalothecaceae. The record is from RefSeq and is a predicted model, not a curated record. The transcript has 2 exons. Bases 130 to 717 code for a protein of 195 amino acids.
GAUCGAACCUUCGUAUUGCAAUUCCCAAAUAUCUCGCUCAAUUCCCACGCGUGUGACCCCGUCUGCGAACCCGCCCUGUUGGAUAGCUCGAGUCUUUAAACCUACCCCGCCAAAACAACAGCAGUCACAAUGGCUGCCCCCGCAUCCAGGACGCUCAAAGACCUCAAUGGAAAGUGGACUAUGAACAAGACCCUCUCCGACAGCCCGGACCCGGCGCUGGCGCUGCAGGGCAUCGGGUGGCUGACGCGCAAGGCGAUCGGUCUGGCGUCGAUCACGCUGGACAUCAAGGAGUACGAGGGCGUCCCCUCGCCGCCGUCCGAGGCGGCCGGCCCGGCGACGCACAUCGAGAUCGAGCAGCUCGCGACCGCGGGUGUCAAGGGCACGACGGAGAAGCGCUGCGUCGACGGCGAGUGGCGCGAGCACGGCGACUGGCUGUUCGGCCGCGUCCGGGGCCGCAGCAACUGGAUCGCGUCCGCCGCCGACGUCGAGGACAAGUUCCUGGCCGGCGGGUGGCUGGCGGGCGAGGGGGAGGCGUCGGGCCCCGCCGGCGAGGGCCUGCUCGAGAGCUAUGUCGAGAGCCUGGAUAGCGACUGGACGGCCAGGCAGAUCUGGGGGUUCCAGACCGUCGAGGGCGAGAGGAGGUACUGCCGGAAUAUCGUCGUUGCUAAGGGGGCCCAGCGGGUCGAGAUCAGGCUGGUCUACGACUACCUCCCUUGAGUCUAACGACGCCGGUCGGCAUGUGCGGGGGGUUUUGCGCCUUGGGCACGCGGCCUAGGGCACUGGAAAGUGGGAGGACUAGUAAGGCGCUAGGCGCCUGCGCACCAGUUGUUUGUAAAUGCGGGCUGGCAUGGGCAGCGUAGCAGAUACCCGAAGACAACGAAUGCAACGCAUAUGAAAGGGUUGCAAAUCUCAUUUUGAUUACUGUGCCGAUUGUAAGUGUAGUGUAUGUAGCUUUGAUCCCGUCGGGCUGCAUAAUCUCCCCUUCUCUCCUUCUCUGUCUCUUGCCUUAUGUAAACAGAA